UGACACGUUGAUAUUUUAAUAUUCAAAUGACAGCCAGAGUGUAUGAAGAGGAUCAAUAAGGUGUUGAGAGCAGUCUCCGUCGGCACAGAAAGGGAGAAACAUCAGAGCAGAGGGAAGCUGUGGACAUUCACAAGAUGGUGAAGAUGCAGUGGAGUCUGUUGGUGUUGAUUGUGAUGGGUCAGUGUUCCUCCAUUGGGGGUCAGCUGUGUGACUACCACUUCAUUGGAGAGAAUAUGACGUGGAAAGAAGCCAAGGAUUAUUGCAAAGGGAACCACACUGACCUGGCCACAGUGUCUAACCAGACAGACAUGAAGAGACUCCAUGACUCUGCGACUGCAAAGUUUCCACAGUAUCAAGGCGGAGCCUGGAUUGGGCUGCAAGAAAACACACCAAACAUUGUGUGGCACUGGUCUCUGCCAGGGGUGGAGUUCAACGAGACUGAGACAUCAUUCUGA
Molecule: messenger RNA, 455 nt
Organism: Sander lucioperca (pikeperch)
Lineage: Eukaryota; Metazoa; Chordata; Actinopteri; Perciformes; Percidae
Product: L-selectin-like
Exons: 4
Coding region: 135-455 (106 amino acids)
Source: RefSeq, a predicted model, not a curated record